UCAACCCUGUGUUUACCUAAAAUCCGCUUAGUUUACCUAAAUCUACUCAACCUACUCCACUUUUCAACAAUUUCAUAUAAAUGAUUUAUCUCGCAGUUAAAACAAAUUUUCCGGCAGGGCGUCAUAAUUCACAAUGGUGCACUUCACAUAACAUACACGCAAACAGUUGAGUUCACACAAUUACUAACAACAACAAUUGGUAGUUUUUAUGACGUUAACAUUGAACUGAAUGUACAAUAACAACAUCAAAGAAACCAAAACACAAAAAUAUAUUCAAAACAGGAUAAUUAAAAGGAGAAACAGUUGGGAAAAAACGCAAACAAGCGUGUAGUGCAAGCAGCACAAAUACACAGGCAUCCUAGAAAGAAAAAAACAAUAAAAUACGAUAACAUGUCGGACGACGACAGCAGUCAAUGCCCACUCUUGCAGUUGGAUUCUGAGCCGCUGCUAACACCUGCCCUACUAUUUGUUGUGCUGCUUAUAUUUGUGACUGCCGCUGCCGUUGCGGCUGCUUAAGCGCCACACCAAGCCAAGUCAACUCAAGUCAAGUCAAAUCAAGCCAACGUCGCGGCGUGCGUGUGUCGAGCCACAAAACGAUGCUGGCGCCGAGCGAAAACGCUGAAACGAAAUACUUCGGCGCUUGUGGUUUCCGUUUCGUAACACUCAGCGUCUAAAAGUCAGCAGCGACAGUGGUGACAACGGCGGUCGCACUGGCAGUGCCGCAUACAAUUCGAUUAAAUUCGAUUGCGCUUUACAUUUUACAUACACAUACACACACACACAAGCAUACACAUUGAAAAGCUAUAUUUAUUACGCCAAUGCGAGUCCGUUGUUUAUGUGCAGCCAUUUGUGCGCCGAGUGAAAAAGUGACAUUUGUAAACAGCUGAAUUAAAGAGGAAAAACAUAUAUGCAAAAGCAACAAAAAAAAAUAAGAAACGAGAAAAAUCGGUGGUAGUGACGGGGACGGUGCCAGGCGAACGGAGUGCGCCUGAAAAACGUCAGUGGUGUGCCAUAUUUGGCAAGCGGUGAGUCAGCGAGUCGUCAGUGUGCGAACGAACGUCAAUGGAGGACCAAGGAAUGAGUGGAUUACAUAAAAGGCGAAAAUGUUAGCGCACAAAUAAGACAUAAAUCGAGUUCAGUCGCAAAGUGAAGCGAAGUUCGCAAACAACAAAUAACGUUCAGGGUUUUUAAAACAUUACCAAACUAAAUUAUGUGUUGUUUAUAAAGCAUACACAAAACUUUGAGAAAAAACUAUGCCACCACAAAGAAGAAAAUAAAUAACAAAGCAAAGUUUGGCAAGAAAGUGUGUUAAUAGUGCAAAACUGAAGAAGGAAAUCCACAACAAACUUUUACAAACUCGUUAAGUGACAGCAAACAUUAAUAAUAAAAUUAAGCUGCGAAAAAAAAACACAGAGAAGCGCUAUCAUAUAUCAACGCCAGCUGUGAAGUCGGUCAUGAGUCGGCGACUGCCAGCUUAAACAGUAUUGUUGUGGCGAUAGUUAAGACUUCACAUUUCUGAAAUAAAAAUUAUAGAAUAGCAGCAGCCAUAAUAGGGCGCUAUGCAAACACAAUAACAACAAAUUAUUGAGCUGCAAUAAAUAAAAGCGUAAUAUUUAUUGCAACAAUCAAUAAAAACAACCAAGUACACUUCCACGUACAGCACUUUUACGAACAGCCAGCCAGCCAGCCAGCAAGCCAGCAGAGAGCAGUUAGCGCACCGCCUCCCCUCAACAACAACUCCAGCAAAGCGAAACUUUUGGUAAAACACACAAAUAUCGAGCCACGCCGAGCGCCAGCGCGCGGCUAGCAGCGAGCUGAGAGUCAGUCAGAUCAGAUCAGUUCGAAUUGUUGUGAAACAAAUUGCUUGUUACAAAACUACAACAAUAAUAAAUAUCGCCUAUAUACAAAGAAAUAGCAUUAUAUAUCACAAAAACAAAAUCAACGCUUUCUCUACAACAACGCCACAAUUAAGUCCGUCCAGUGAUAUAGAAUUUUUUUCGCUUUUUUUCAAUUAUUUUUAUUUUUGUUGUUGCCACAUUCAAAGGCAACAGAAAUUGAUUAAAUAAAAUCCAAAAUCGUUGUGAAAAAGUGAAAAAGAAAAACCCAAAACUAAAGAAUGAAAAAUAUUUCAAUAUAAAUUAUAAGCAAUGCUCCUACGCCUUCAAUUCUAAAAUUAGUCACGGCAAUAAAGCGCAAGUACAUACAAACAUUUGUCUUGUUUUUACAACUAAAUAUAGCAAUACAAUUUACUUAAGUUACUAAACUAUAAGUUUUUAUGACGUACAUACAAGUAAAGCGCAUAAAUUUAUAAUAAACUGCUCGCCAAAAGGUUAAAUAACUGUGUGUGAAGAGAAUACAUGCAUUUCUAACAAGCCACACACAUAUAUAUUAAUAUACAUAUAAACAUUUCGGUGUGUUGGUCAGUGGUCGUAUUAACACGGAUAUAGAUUGCUUCAUUAUUGAAUAACCCAACAACAACUGUAAUCAACAACAACAACACCAAGAUAAAUAUGCUAACUCAGUCCAUACACAGGCGACCACUUUGAGGCACACGCAUUCUGGGUUUUUGGAUAAUAACUGACAUUGUAUACUACUACACAAAGAACUAGUAGUUGUUGUUACUUUUGUUAUUUCCAUACGCCUCGAAUGUCAACUUUGUUAUCAACAUAUGAAUUUUUGAUGCAGACCCACAACAGCGAGACACAGAGGACAUAGUCAAACAGCGCCUCAAGGCAGGACGAUCGAGUAAGGUAGACGGUGAAGGCCUCCGAACACAGUAGCAGUGCGUGUUUGCCCGGCAAAUAUAGAUACAAAUGUGUGUGUACAUAAAAUACUUAAAGUAUAAAAUUUUUAAAUACCCAAAGCUAUAAAAUAAUUACGCAUUUACACAUGCGACACUGCGCCAGACACUAAUUGCCGCCCACAAGCACACAAGCUGCUGCCAGCGUGUGUAUAUGCAGCGUGGGAUGCUAAUUGAAUGUUCGGUUAUAAAUCAAACAUACACACUCGCAUAAAGUGUGUAAGGACAGAGCAGUGAGAGAGCGCAGCAGCCCACAUUGCGUUGGCCACCACUGCGUAUGAGUAACGCCGCAGAAAGGUAAUUAAUUGUUGGUUGUCAGCGAGUACCCAGCAUAAACAGCAGCAGCGAGUAACAGUAAAACAUUAAAAAGGUGUAAAGCAGCAAGAUUUAAAAUCACACUCACACGCGUGCUUGCGUGCGCCCAGCAAAAACUGCCAAAGGUGGUUGUGAGUUGGUUUCUUUUACCUUUCGUUGAGUCGUCAGCGUUAGAGUAGGCAAUUGCCUUAGAGUUUCCCAGCUGAAGCGCCUAACGAGCAAACAGCUUAAAGCUUAAUUAAGCGAAUAUGAAUGAUAGCUGGAAGACAGCGAGUAAUAUUAUAUGCACAAACUAAUUUAAUAGAAGACAAAAAGACGCACCAGUGAGACUUGCUAAGCACCAAGUGAGUGGCGUGGUGUUGAGCAAACGAAGUUAUAUAAGUGCAAACAAUUUUUGGAAAGCCGAAAAUUUCACUUGAACAGAAACAUUGAACGCCGCAAAGCACAAAUAAGUCAAGCGAAUUGCAAAUUCACGAAAACGCUCAAUAUUUUAGGUGAAACUUUGUAGCGGAACUGCGUUGCGGAAGACAGUAAAGACAGACAAUUCCAAAAUUGAAGAAUUGAAGCAAAGAGAAAGCCCAAAUCUGCAUUUUAAAUCAAGUGAAGUUGCUAGGCACAAGCGCGAAAACAGAGCAACAAAUUACACAUCAAAACAACAACAACAACACAAAAUGCUGUAAGAAGCACGAAAAAAUGUGAAAAGUGAAAAAAGUUAAUUUUCUAUAUCUUCAAUGCAAAAAUAUUUCAUUUCACUUCAUUACAUCUCCUGCCACUUGCGCGCCAAACGAGCAGCCACAACGAAUACUGCUGCACAUGAAAGCCAAAAGAACCAAAAACACUAACAAGCGAAUGAAAUGAAAUAAAAGCGGAAUCCAUAACGAAGAAACUUUUAGCGUUAAACAGCGUUUUGUCACGAGAAUAAGAUAUAGCGCAGACAGACAGGCGCAUUGUAGCAACAACAACAACAACAAAACAGUCGUAGCAGUUGUGGCAAUCAUAAUAAUACGCUAGGCGACACAGUGCCAGUUGAUUUCCAACAACAACAAAAGCCAUAAGAAACAGCUUUAAAUACUACAACAACAGCAAAAAAAAUAACAGCUGCAAUAACAAACAAACUAGAGCACACAAAUAAAUGCGCCGCAUAAAUCGUUGUAGUUCAACUGACAGUUUGUCUACUAAAGCGUUCAUUCCAUCGCAUGUGCAAGCCACAACGAAAAAGAACAAGAAUUAAUAAAAUAAAAUAAAAGCUUAUACAAAAAGUAGUGGCACAAAUACAAAUAUUGUGGCUUGUCAUUUGGCAGAUAUACAUGUGUAUAUGACACUAAUACCAAUAACAACUUGAAAUCGCUGAAGCAAAAGCAAGCUUACACACCAAGCAAACACAUAUAGUAGCAAAUAAGUGUAAGCAUAUAGAGGACACAAGCGGCAGAUAAAUAUCUAUAGAAAUAUAUCGAGUCGCGUCAUACAAGAAGAGAGCCAAGCGUGUGGUGAACAGAAGUGAGGAGGAGCGAAUGCAACUACCCUGUGAUAUAUAUAAAAAUUGCACUGUAACUUUAUUUAAAAAAUUAAUUUAGUAAAAAAAAAAUGUUUAAAAAAAAUUAAAAAUCAAUAAAAAUUAAAACCUAAAUUAAUAUAAAAAUUAUAUAAAAAAAUUAAAUAAAUAAAAUUAACGUUAAUAAAGUUAAAAAUAAUAAGUAUAAAAAAAUGUAUUAAUCAAAAAAUAAUAAUUAAUUAAUAGGAAUUAAUUUAAAAAGAAAAUAAAGUUGAAAUUAAAAAUUUAAUAUUAAAAUAAUUAAAUUUUAUCAAAAAGCGAAACGAAAACUAAAUCGCAGUUAAAAAAGCAGCUUGAAGUACGAACAAGCAAAAACACUCGAAUGUCUGAGGCUAGCAAAGCGAAUGAACUACAGCAAAUAUUAAAAUAAAUUAUAAUAAAAUAAAUUAUAAUAAAAUUUAAAAUUAAAUUAAAUAAUUAGUGACAAAAAUAUUACAAAUAAAAUAUAAAAAAAUUAAAAAAACAAUAAAUCAUUAAAUCAAAUAUUAGUUAUUUUGAAUAAAAAAUAAAAAUUAAACUAGAAAAUAUUUAAAUUAGAAAAAAAUUAAAAAAUCUUAGAGAAAAAAAAUAUUUUUAACGGUAUUUGGCGAAACUUAAAGUAAAAUUUCGAAAUUGUGGCGCUAACCAGUAAAAAAUUAAAGGAAGCUAAAAAAAAUACCAUUAUUUUCAAAAAAUUUUUGAAAACAUACAUGCAAAUACUUCGUAAUACUUCGGCGCGGUGCUAGCAACGAUUAUCGAUUCGACGUUUACAACAACAACAGCUACGUGUGGUGCGGAGUUUUCAUAUAUUUGCUCAAUAAACAUAUGUAAAUGCAAAAUACAACAAAAGCACUCGAAUAGCAGCAACAACAAAAAGAAUAAUUAAUAUCAACACAACAACGGCAGCAAACAGAAUACGCGAAAAAUGGGUGACGAACAAGAAGAACGCACCUUCAAGGAGAAGAUGCUCUUCUACACCACUGCCUUCUUCAUACUACUCGGCACAUUUAGCAUGUUUGCAUUCCUCUUUCUCGUGCCGUUUGUCAUAGAGCCCGCCUUCACGACGAUCUUUAUGCAAUUCGAAGAGGUGCCCGCAUUGUGCGAAACCUACGAUGUGGAGACAUAUUUCGGCGCCAAGAAUUGCUCGUGGGCGUCAUGUCGCGAGGGCUGCACAAAGGAUAUUUACACUUGUACGCAGAUACGCGUCAAUUAUCGACUGAAUUUGUACAAUUACACAGAUGAAUUCAAUUUCACUGAAUAUCACAUUAAUUUGGCCGAGGCGGAACGUGAAUUGCCGCCGGUCAAGCGUACCGAUCGUUAUGAGCGCGCCAUACGCGAUUAUGAUUAUGAUGCGGCCACGAAUGAUGCCGCCAAGGCGAAUCAAGUGAAUGUGCCGGCGGCGGCGGCAUUAAUGUCCAGUCCCUCCGUGGCGCUGGCAGCUGCAGCGGCAGCGUCGGCGACAAACGAGCAAGUACGACUGAAUACGAUCAGUUUCGGUGGUGAGAGUGCCGGCAUUGGUGACGGCACGAGUGGCUAUCUUGUCGAUGAGGAGCCGCUCGACGAUGAUAUAAGCGGUGCACCCGGUAGUAUUCUCUUUAAUGAGGAACGGCAUCCCUUCGAUGAAAUCUCCGAAUUGAAUGAGGGUCUCAUGGGUAAUAACUCGAUGUAUUUCUAUGUGGGCGCGCGUCUCUUUCCCAACGUUAAGGGUUGCGGUUAUCCGCCUAUGCUUAAUUGUACAAUUUGGCUCAAACGCUAUACGAAGAUCGGGAUUAAGUUCCCAUGCUAUUAUUCGAAAGUUGAUCCAAGUUUGGUGAUAAGCGAUUUGGAUUAUUGGCAGAACACAUUGAAUCUGAUCUAUUCGAUGGCCAUACCAAUACCAUCGUUUAUUAUAUCGGUGAUAUACCUGACAUAUGCAUACUUCAAAAUCUAUAAUGAAGAUGAAGAAACGGCGCCGCUCGAUAAGAAUGCCGAAGAUAUGGAUAUUGAUGAGGGUGAGGUGGACGAGAGUGAUGGCGCUGCGUUGGCUAACAAUGCUGCCGGCAGUCAGAUCAUCAAUAUGGACUCGACGACGGGUGAGAGUUGCGUGGAUGUGGUACUGCCGAAUGGUGGUCCCGGCAUGACGACUUCCAUAUCGCAGGGCGGUUCGGUCACAACGCCCGGUCAAUAUUUGGCACAAUCACCGGGCGGUUCACAAAUGACACCCAAUUCCGAUAUGAAUUCGUUCGGUCAUCAGCUUAAAGUGCAAAUGGCGGACGAAAUGUCGCGCGACUCAUUGGAAAAUGGUGUGCUGUCGACAUCGAACUCGGUGCAGGGAAACUUGAGCAAGACGAUGACGACGAGUAUCUCAACUCCUCCUGGGCCGACGGCAGCAGUUUAAAACGCAAAGUCCACGGCAUGGAUAAUGUACGUUUUCGCAUUGGACAAUGAAAUGUGUGCGCACCAACUAUUUAGCUUUUAAAAGUCUCAGCUCUCGUACGAAAUUACCAUAAAUGAUACUAAAUAUAACAAAAACAAUUAGCUAAUAUCACAUAUGUACGUAUGUAUAAAAAUUAGACAUUCUAGUAUGCAGCACAAGCAAACUCACACAAAAGACAAUGCAAUAAAUUUAAUAAUUAUUAAGUGAACACACACUAAAAGAAAGGGAACUAGCAAAAUACAAACAUACAUGCACAGGCAUGUAUGUAAAUACAUAUAUAUAUAUAUAUAUAUACUUGUAGUUAUGCGCUGCUUACUAUUUAAUAAUUAAAUUUAGUAUAUACUUAUGUAAUUGUAUUGUAAAACAAACAAGCGACUUAACACACACUAGAGCGUUUAUAAUCUAGAUAUGCGAAUGGCAGAUAAAAAUUUAGAUAUUAAACUGAAUUAUUAAAAAUAAAUUAAUUUUGUUAAUGAAUUGAAAACAGUUA
Bactrocera oleae (olive fruit fly) is the source of this 7552-nucleotide messenger RNA. NCBI's taxonomy places the organism in Eukaryota, Metazoa, Arthropoda, Insecta, Diptera, Tephritidae. The record is from RefSeq and is a predicted model, not a curated record.